Zingiber officinale is the source of this 1478-nucleotide messenger RNA. RefSeq names its product SEC12-like protein 1. NCBI's taxonomy places the organism in Eukaryota, Viridiplantae, Streptophyta, Magnoliopsida, Zingiberales, Zingiberaceae. The transcript has 10 exons. Gene Ontology annotation, molecular function: guanyl-nucleotide exchange factor activity; protein binding; GTPase activator activity. Gene Ontology annotation, biological process: protein secretion. The record is from RefSeq and is a predicted model, not a curated record. The coding region runs from base 78 to 1229 and encodes 383 amino acids. Gene Ontology annotation, cellular component: endoplasmic reticulum membrane.
CCUCCUCCCUUAUCUUGCGCUACCCCCCACCCGACCCCUUGGUGUUCGUGGGAGAUCGAGGAGAAUAGGAGGGAGAAAUGGAGGGCGACGACACGGCAGGGCCGGCGACGUGCGCGGCGUGGAUCCGGGGACCGGAUAAGCGGCUGCUGGUGGUGAUGGGGAGGGCGAGGAACCGCUCCUGCCCUCCCGUGAUCGACAUCCUCGAGUUCGACGCCGAGACCGCUUCCCUCUCCAGCGAUCCCCUGGCGAGGCUCGUGAUCGGGGAUGAGGAGGGAGGCGAUCCACUGGGGUUCGCGGUGCACCCUAGCGGGGAUGAGUUCGUUUGCUCCACUGUCAGCGGCUGCAGAUUGUAUGACUUAGAUUAUCACAAUUGGAGUAUAAAAAUGGCCAAAGAUCUUCCUGCUAUCCAGUCCAUUGGCACUCAGAAAUGUUUGGCGUUUAGUACGGAUGGUCUGAAAUUUGCUGUUGGUGGAGAAGAUGGACAUCUUAGAAUAUUUCAUUGGCCAACCUUGAAUUUGCUCUUGGAUGAGCCAAAAGCUCAUAAAUCUUUUAGAGAUAUGGAUAUCAGCUUGGAUUCCGAAUUCUUAGUUUCGACAUCUACUGAUGGCGCUGCAAGAAUAUGGAAGAUAACUGAAGGUGCUCCACUUGUCUCAUUGACUCGCACUGCAGAUGAGAAGAUUGAGUGUUGCCGAUUUUCUAGAGAUGGAACCAAACCUUUCCUAUUUUGCACUGUCCAGAAAGGUAGUAAAGUGGUAACUACAGUGUGGGAUAUGAGUACAUGGAACAGAAUUGGCUAUAAGAAGCUGAUAGGAAAGCCUAUUUCUGUUCUUUCAAUUAGCUUGGAUGGGAAAUACCUUGGACUUGGAACCAAAGAUGGUGAUAUGUGCGUAGUUGAAGUAAAGACAAUGUCAAUCUCUCACUUGAGUAAGAAGCUUCAUCUUGGCACUCCCAUUACGUUGCUGGAAUUUGCUCCCAAAGGAAGGGUUGUUAUUUCUACUUCAACCCAAUGGGGGUUCAAGCUUACCAAACUCAAUGUGCCUGCAGAUUGGAAGGAGUGGCAAAUCUACUUGGUAUUAGUGGGCCUCUUUCUUGCUUCGCUAGUUUUGUUUUAUAUAUUUUAUGAGACUUCUGAUUCAUUCUGGAACUUCCCUCUUGGAAAAAACCAACCUGGAAGAUUUCCAACCGCAGCCUUCACCGAUCCUCAACCUUCAGAAGAUGGUCCUUGGUGAGGACUUAGGAGCUUUUUCUAGAUUUGGUCUACUGGCAAACCAAGACCAACAACCGCCUGUCUUGAUAUCCUCUAAAUAUGUCAUGUUCCAGCAUGAUUAUUCAUGCAUAUGCUUUCUGUUCAUAUGGUUACGGUUUGGAGAUUGAUCUAUUGCAACAACCUGUCUUGAUAUCGUUUAAAUUUGUCUGAUAUAGUAGGCCUUCUGGCUUCACUAGUUUUAUUUUAUAUAUUUUAUGAGAAUUCUGAUUCA